AUCAAUUUAGGCUGCGUUUUUCAUUUUAAUUGUUAAUUAUUUAUUCUGCCUCGACACACUUGUCAGACGGAACCCUCAAAACUGCGUCGUUUUUGUCCACGUCGGACUAAGGUCACCGGCAGUUCCCGUUUCCAAGUAACCUCUCUCUCUCUCUCUCUCUCUCUUAACAUCUGUGGAAUUGGAUUAGGGAGAGAGAUACACACAUUGGCUUCCCCUUCCCGCUUCUUCAGCUAUAUAAAUACCAGCUGUUGACAACUGCGGAUUUUUUUUUCUCCUUUUUCCUUAUUUUUUUCCCUACUCUCUCUCUCCUAGUUUCUUCCUUCUCCGGCGAGGAUUUCCCGGCGAGAGCGCCGACUUUCACUCUUAUUCCUCCGCCUUCCUCUCUUCUGCUCUCUCUGGAUAGAAAGCCGGGUUUCCUUUUUCUGUAUUUCUUGUCUGGAUCAUUUAGAGGAAAAGGGAAAUGGAUGGGUUGGGACUUCGAAAUGUGAGCUCACAUUGCUCGAUCUCUGAGAUGGAUGAUUAUGAUCUGUCUCGGCUUCUUGACAAACCUAAGCUCAAUAUUGAGAGGCAAAGAUCAUUUGACGAUCGGUCUCUCAGCGAGUUGUCCAUCGGCCUUGCUCGGGGAGGUUUGGACAACUUUGAGAGCUCGUAUUCACCUGGUGGAAGGUCAGGAUUUGAUACCCCUGCUUCAUCUACUAGAAACACAUUUGAGACCCACCCAAUGAUUGGUGAAGCAUGGGAAGCUUUGCGGAGAUCCUUGGUGUAUUUUCGUGGCCAACCAGUUGGAACUAUUGCAGCAUAUGACCAUGCCUCAGAGGAAGUUUUGAACUAUGAUCAGGUUUUUGUUAGGGAUUUUGUACCCAGUGCUCUGGCUUUUCUGAUGAAUGGAGAGCCGGAAAUAGUUAAGAAUUUCCUGUUAAAGACUCUCCAGCUUCAGGGAUGGGAAAAGAAAAUAGACAGAUUCAAGCUUGGGGAAGGUGCAAUGCCUGCUAGCUUUAAGGUUCUUCAUGAUCCUGUUAGAAAAACAGAUACCAUAGCUGCUGACUUUGGAGAGAGUGCUAUUGGAAGAGUGGCUCCUGUCGACUCUGGAUUCUGGUGGAUCAUUCUGCUCCGUGCAUAUACCAAGUCAACUGGUGAUCUAUCUCUGGCUGAAACACCAGAGUGUCAGAAGGGAAUGAGGCUUAUUUUAACUUUAUGUCUGUCAGAGGGGUUUGAUACAUUCCCAACUUUACUUUGUGCUGAUGGAUGCUCCAUGAUCGAUCGAAGAAUGGGUAUAUAUGGUUAUCCUAUUGAAAUUCAAGCCCUUUUCUUUAUGGCCUUGAGAUGUGCUCUGGCUAUGCUGAAACAUGAUGCUGAAGGAAAAGAAUGCAUAGAGCGCAUUGUGAAGCGUUUGCAUGCGUUAAGUUAUCACAUGCGGAGUUAUUUCUGGCUUGACUUCCAGCAACUAAAUGACAUCUACCGUUAUAAAACUGAAGAAUAUUCUCAUACAGCUGUAAAUAAGUUCAAUGUCAUCCCCGAUUCAAUCCCAGAUUGGGUGUUUGAUUUUAUGCCCAAACGUGGUGGGUACUUUGUUGGUAACGUCAGUCCUGCAAGAAUGGAUUUUAGAUGGUUUGCAUUAGGUAAUUGUGUUGCAAUUCUGUCUUCUCUUGCCACCCCUGAGCAGUCCAUGGCUAUUAUGGAUCUUAUUGAAUCACGCUGGGAGGAGCUGGUUGGAGAAAUGCCUUUGAAAAUAUCAUAUCCUGCCAUUGAAAGCCAUGAAUGGCGAAUUAUUACUGGUUGUGAUCCAAAGAAUACCAGGUGGAGUUACCAUAAUGGUGGAUCUUGGCCAGUGCUACUAUGGCUGCUAACAGCAGCGUGCAUAAAAACUGGACGACCACAGAUUGCAAGAAGAGCGAUUGAGCUGACGGAGAGUCGUUUGCUGAAGGAUGGUUGGCCGGAAUACUAUGAUGGAAAGUUUGGAAGAUAUGUAGGAAAACAAGCGAGGAAAUAUCAGACGUGGUCCAUAGCAGGAUACUUAGUUGCAAAGAUGAUGUUGGAAGAUCCAUCACACUUGGGAAUGAUUUCACUUGAAGAGGACAAGCAAAUGAAACCACUGAUCAAGAGAUCAUCAUCUUGGACCUGCUGAAAGAAGAAGGAUGAAGAAGAAAGAGGUAUCUGGGUUUUUCAUUUACCUUCCUUUGUAACACUAUUCUUUUACAGUUUAGAUGUGUACGAUACCAUCAUCAAAUCUGCAGUGACUUGGCUUUAUUCGGGUCUUCAAAAAAGGUAUGCGCCUCACGUUUUUGGCACAAAAUUCUACUAAAAGAUAUUCCUUUGUUGAGAUUUACUCAGCCGCUGAAUGAAUUAAUGGCUGCUUGGCUAAAGGGUGAACUUCGUUAAUAUAUGGACUUUUUGGGUCUUUUCUUCCAUUCUGAACUUCAUUAAUAAAUGGCCAUUCUUGUCCACCUAUCCUUUUAUUUACCUA
Molecule: messenger RNA, 2464 nt
Organism: Cucurbita moschata (crookneck pumpkin)
Lineage: Eukaryota; Viridiplantae; Streptophyta; Magnoliopsida; Cucurbitales; Cucurbitaceae
Product: probable alkaline/neutral invertase D
Exons: 6
Coding region: 461-2125 (554 amino acids)
Biological process (GO): sucrose catabolic process
Molecular function (GO): endo-alpha-N-acetylgalactosaminidase activity; sucrose alpha-glucosidase activity
Source: RefSeq, a predicted model, not a curated record